AGAUGGUUCAAAAAUGGCCAGGAGAUAUAUCACGGCGAGAAAUACAACUUCUUGAACGAUGACCAAGGUGUCAUCAGGCUGAUAAUACAGAGAAUAUCAAAAGACGAUGAUGGUUAUUAUGUUUGUAUGUUUGCGAAUUUGUAUGUUUGCGAGUUUGUAUGUUUGCGAGUUUGUAUAAUUUCCCCGCAAAUAAACAUCGACCAACUGCCGAAAGUGAUUGAGGUGAGAUCGGGCAAGGGCAUUAGAUUGGACAUCCCCUACGUCGGCACCCCUCUACCCACGGCAAUAUGGCUGAAAAAUGGCAUUCCCCUAAUUAACGGGGGUCCAUUGAGGAUUCAACAAACGAAAGAAAGAUGUACCUUAUUAGUUGAUGAGUCGGUACGCGGAGAUUCGGGUACUUACGAGUUGAGGUUGACGAAUAAUAGUGGUGAGGUUUCUGCAGAAGUAUCGAUUAAAGUCAUUUGUAAGUUGAUUUUCUUUUUUUAA
Molecule: messenger RNA, 486 nt
Organism: Helobdella robusta
Lineage: Eukaryota; Metazoa; Annelida; Clitellata; Rhynchobdellida; Glossiphoniidae
Exons: 2
Source: RefSeq, a predicted model, not a curated record